Chaetura pelagica (chimney swift) is the source of this 495-nucleotide messenger RNA. RefSeq names its product dual specificity phosphatase 28 (gene DUSP28). The record is from RefSeq and is a predicted model, not a curated record. Lineage: Eukaryota; Metazoa; Chordata; Aves; Apodiformes; Apodidae. Gene Ontology annotation, biological process: protein dephosphorylation. Gene Ontology annotation, molecular function: MAP kinase tyrosine/serine/threonine phosphatase activity. Gene Ontology annotation, cellular component: cytoplasm.
AUGCCCCAGCUAUGCGAGGUCACCCCCUCGCUGCUCAUCAGCAACGCCCGGGCUGCCUGUGACAAGGACCUGCUGACGCGGGAGGGAGUCACCUUCUGCGUGAAUGUCACUAGGCAGCAGCCGUUCCCCGCGCUGCAGCAGGUGCGGGGCAUUCGCAUCCCAGUGCUGGACGACCCGGCUGAAGAUCUGCACCGGUACUUCGAGCAGAGCUGCCGGGCCAUCGAGGCGGCCUUGAGGAGCGGGGGGAGGUGCCUGGUUUACUGUAAGAACGGCCGGGCGCCCCCGCGUGGCUUUUUUGCUGCCGUUUGCACCGCCUACCUGAUGAGGCACCGACGGCUCCCCCUCCAGGAGGCCUUUGAGAUUGUGAAGACUGCCAGGCCAGUAGCAGAACCCAAUGCAGGAUUCUGGUCUCAGCUGCAGAGAUACGAAGAAGAUUUGCAGAUACCAAAGCAGUCUGAUCUGCUGAGCAAAGAACUUAAAAAUAGCAAUGUGUGA